CCCCUCAACUGACCCUCAACUGACCACGCUGGCCUUUUAAAGAGGCAAUCUUUCCCUCUCCCAGACUGUCUGAUCUGAAAGCAGUCAACCCUCUCCAUCUUAUUACUUUCGCUACCUUUGUGGACAGUUGUCCUCUUCCCAUUUCCUCCCCCAGCUUCCGUUUUGGGCCCAACCAACCAGAACGUUGCUGGUCAACCACCUGGCCCCUCCCCCAGACCCGGCUUGUACCGUGAUGACACCGUGGCCUCUGUCCCUGUGACCUGGGCAAGAGAAAAGAGACGUGAUCGAGCUACGCCUUCCUGAGCAUUGAGCAUCACCUUACUUUCGUGACCCAUACAGUCUACGAUUAGACAGAUCAACAUAUCGCCUUUGCAAGAUGGAAGGCGGUUUCUCUCCAGUGGAAUCCUUGGCUGGCUCGCCGGCUCCGGAAAUUCCCAUGCUCACCGUCUCCCCAGCGGACACUUCCUUGAAUGAUCCCACCGUCAAGGCCGAAACUAAGUCAGAGGACAAGAAGCCUGCGAAGAAGAGAAAGUCAUGGGGCCAGGAGUUGCCAGUCCCUAAGACCAACCUUCCUCCAAGGAAACGGGCCAAGACGGAGGACGAAAAGGAGCAGCGCCGCAUCGAGCGUGUUCUUCGGAAUCGGGCUGCCGCACAAACCUCUCGAGAGCGCAAGCGCCUCGAGAUGGAGAAACUAGAAAACGAGAAAAUCCAGAUGGAGCAACAGAACCAGUUCCUUCUUCAGCGCUUGACCCAGAUGGAAGCCGAAAACAACCGCCUGAACCAACAAGUCGCUCAACUGUCCGCCGAGGUCAGGGGUUCCCGUGGCAACACUCCCAAGCCCGGCUCCCCUGCUUCGGCCUCUCCCACCCUUACGCCGACCCUGUUCAAGCAGGAGCGCGACGAACUUCCCCUCGACCGAAUUCCCUUCCCGACCUCUCCUUACACCGACUACUCCCCCACUCUCCGGCCUUCCACUCUGGCUGAGUCCUCCGACUUGACACAACAUCCUGCAGCGGUGUUGUGCGACCUGCAGUCUCCUCUUUCUGACGACGACUUCAACCGCCUAUUCAGCGGUGAUUCACCCGCUGGGUCGGAUUCUUCAGUCCUUGAAGACGGGUUCGCGUUUGACCUUCUCGACGGAGGAGAUCUAUCAGCAUUUCCAUUUGAUUCUAUGGUUAAUUUCGACCCCGACUCUGUCAACUUCGACGGCAUCGACCCGCCCCACGGUCUUCCGGACGAAGCUUCUUGCCAGACUUCUAGCGUGCAACCCAGCCUUGGCGCGUCCACUACGCGAUGCGACGGGCAGGGCCUUGCAGCUGGCUGCUAAUCAGAAGUUCUCUCCCCAAGACCGACCCGCUGGCGGUGUCGGCGAAGCUCGAUGGAGCUGGGAGUCUUUAUUAACCCUAGCUUGGACGAUAGAUCUACUCGAAAAGCCGGGACGACGCAAACGAAUCUUGAAGGGUUUGAAAUCCGCGCAGCAUGGACGGCGCAGGCAUCAUCAUCAUCAUGGGAAACUUCUACACCAACGGGGUUUACGGAGUUCAUGGAGUUCAGGUAGCGCCAGCAAGACGUUGACGUCUUCGCUUUUGGGCAAGCGCCGUUGAAGAGAUUUACUGUAAACUAGCGUGAAAACCUUAAUCACUAUUAACGGAGAGCCUGUAUGAUGGCUAUAUCUUAC
Aspergillus aculeatinus CBS 121060 is the source of this 1678-nucleotide messenger RNA. It is a transcript of the gene hacA, whose product is annotated as transcription factor HAC1. Gene Ontology annotation, molecular function: DNA-binding transcription factor activity, RNA polymerase II-specific. The transcript has 3 exons. Bases 377 to 1327 code for a protein of 316 amino acids. Gene Ontology annotation, biological process: positive regulation of transcription by RNA polymerase II. NCBI's taxonomy places the organism in Eukaryota, Fungi, Ascomycota, Eurotiomycetes, Eurotiales, Aspergillaceae. The record is from RefSeq and is a predicted model, not a curated record.